CAAACACUGUUACAUCAUGCAGAUCUAAGAAGGAAAUCGGGAUCCUUCGUACGCAAGCAAAUGAAGCCUUUCAUCAAUGGCGAUCUCCUCAGAAACCCUACACUGAUCAAGAUCACCGCCUUCGUCCUCAUCUCCUUCUUUUUCUUCUACUUGGGCAAGCACUGGUCAGACGAUGGCUACCAACAACUCAUCUUCUUCUCCGCCGGCACCAUUUCCGGCAGAUCAUCCCCGUCGAUUUCCAUCUCUCCAAACAGUUACUGGACGUCCAAUAUCUCGUCUUUGAUUCCUCCAAACCAAACCCAGAAUGAAGCCUUCUCCUCACCUCUGCCGCUUUCCCCGUCGACUGUGGUGGAGCCAGUGACGAAGAAGGUUCCUCUUCCUCCUCGGGCGGGUCCGAUUCGGAGCUUCGGGAUCGUGGAUGGUAACGGUGUAAUGUCUGACGACUUUGAGGUCGGAGAGUUCGACAGUGAUUUGGUGGAGGAUUGGGGGAAUCGGACAGAGAUCGAAAGAAAAAGUGCGAAUGAUUCUAGGGUUAGGGUUAAGAAGUUUGGGAUGUGUCCAGAUGACAUGAGAGAGUAUAUACCAUGUUUGGAUAAUGCGGAAGCGAUGGAGAAGCUCAAAUCCACAGAACGAGGGGAACGGUUUGAACGCCAUUGUCCUGAGCAAGGUAAAGGCUUGAAUUGCUUAAUUCCCCCUCCUGAAAGUUACCGAACACCGAUUCCUUGGCCUAAAAGCCGCGACGAGGUGUGGUUCAGCAAUGUUCCUCAUACCCACCUCGCCGAAGACAAAGGAGGUCAGAACUGGAUUUUCAGAGACAAGGAUAAGUUUAAGUUUCCCGGAGGCGGCACACAGUUCAUACAUGGGGCCGAGCAGUAUCUGGACCAGAUGUCUCAGAUGGUACCUGAGGUCAAGUUUGGUGAACAUAUUCGGCUUGCUCUAGAUGUUGGUUGUGGUGUGGCAAGUUUUGGUGCUUACUUAUUGAACCGUGAUGUCUUAACAAUGUCGGUUGCCCCAAAGGAUGUCCAUGAAAACCAAAUUCAAUUCGCUCUGGAGCGUGGUGUUCCCGCAAUGGUUGCAGCAUUUGCUACGAGACGCUUGUUAUACCCAAGCCAAGCUUUUGAUCUUGUACACUGUUCAAGAUGCAGAAUUAACUGGACUCAUGAUGAUGGAAUUUUGCUCCUUGAGGUCAAUAGAAUGCUACGGUCUGGAGGAUACUUUGCUUGGGCUGCACAACCCGUCUAUAAGCAUGAAGCUGUUUUGGAGGAACAGUGGACAGCGAUGCUAAAUCUUACCGAUCGACUUUGCUGGAAACUGGUGAAGAAGGAAGGAUACAUAGCAAUCUGGCAGAAGCCCUUCAACAACAGUUGUUAUUUGAGCCGUGAGGCUGGCAUCAAACCUCCCCUUUGUGAUUCUGAUGAUGACCCAGAUAAUGUUUGGUACACGGAUCUGAAGCCUUGCAUAACUCGCAUCCCUGAGUCUGGAUACGGAGCAAACCUCCCCUCGUGGCCUGCCCGUUUGUACACUCCACCCGAUAGACUGCAGACUAUACAAAUGGAUUCCUUUAUUGCCAGGAAAGAGAUUUUCGAUGCCGAAUCGAAUUUCUGGAUCGACACAAUAGGGGGCUUUAUCACUGGUUUAAAAUGGAAAAAGAUGAAAAUGAGAAACGUCUUGGACAUGAGAGCUGGCUAUGGCGGAUUUGCAGCUGCGUUGGUUCAUCAUAAAUUCAAUUGCUGGGUUCUCAACGUGGUUCCCGUCAGUGGGCCAAACACGUUGCCCGUUAUUUAUGAUCGUGGACUAUUAGGAGUAAUGCACGACUGGUGUGAACCAUUUGACACAUACCCGAGAACGUACGACUUCUUGCAUGCUUCGGGACUCUUCUCAAUUGAGAGGAAGAGAUGCAACAUGUCGACCAUAUUGUUAGAGAUGGACCGGAUUUUGAGACCUGGAGGACAUGUCUAUAUCCGCGAUACGAUCGACGUUAUGGAUGAGCUUCGAGAGACGACAAAGGCGAUGGGCUGGCACACGUUUCUCCGGGAAACAUACGAGGGCUCUCACUCCACUUACAAGAUACUUACAUGUGAGAAACUUCUUCACCGUCCGUAAAACCAAAACCAACCGAACCUCUCGGUUCUGUGAUUCGAUUUGCACCUAUUUACUACACAAGUGUAGAUUUUGUCUUACCUAGUCAUAUAUUUUGUAGCAUUCUGAAGAUUUACAAACUUAUAGAUUGUAAUAAGGUCCGAUCUGUUGUAUCGUUCGUUGCAA
Tarenaya hassleriana is the source of this 2265-nucleotide messenger RNA. Its product is annotated as probable methyltransferase PMT11. Gene Ontology annotation, cellular component: cytoplasm; trans-Golgi network; endosome. The record is from RefSeq and is a predicted model, not a curated record. Lineage: Eukaryota; Viridiplantae; Streptophyta; Magnoliopsida; Brassicales; Cleomaceae. Bases 61 to 2103 code for a protein of 680 amino acids. Gene Ontology annotation, molecular function: methyltransferase activity. The transcript has 9 exons.